AUGGAUACAACAACCACUGCUGAUGAUACUAAUAUCUCUCAAGCUGAAAAGACUAGAAGAGACUUUAUAGAACAAAGUAAAUUAAGAAAAGCUGCCAUUGAACAAAGAAAAUUAAAGGAAAAAGCUGAAGAAGAUGCUAAGAAGGUUCAAGAGCUAGAAAAGGAAAAAGAAGUCCAAAAAGCUAAUGACAUUGAAAAGGAAAAGGAAGCUGCUGCUGCAGAUUUAUCUUCAUUAUCAUUAGAAGAAUUAUUGCCAAAAUUAAACCAACAAAUGUCUAUUAUGGAAAAGAUAAAGUUGAAAAAAUUGAUUAAACAAAAGGAAACUGAAUUAUUAACUAAAAAUGAUCAAGCUUCGUCAAAAGAUGCAGCUCCUCAAGAAAAUCCUAAAACUGCUCCAGGAAAUGAAUCUACUUCUCAGGAAAAUCAAGUAGCUUCUCCAGAAGAGGCUGUUGCUUCUACUGAUGAUAUUCCAUCUGCUGCUGAUGAUCCUUCUACAUCCGAUGAUACUAGUUCUAUUGAUAAAAAGCAAGAACCUUUAGAUGAUGGUUCUAUUACUUAUACCACUCUAUUAAAAUUCUUAGAAAAUGCAAAACCAAUUGAUGAUAUUUUCAAUUUUGCUUAUCCACAAGGUAUUGAAAAUCCAGAUGUUAGAUAUAAAAAAGAUCAUAUCAAAUAUACUUAUGGUCCUGCUUUUCUUUUACAAUUUAAGGAUAAAGUGAAUGUUACAUUAGAUAAUGAAUGGGCAAGUGAAAAUACUGCAAAGAUUGUUAUUCCAGCAGGUUUAAAUAAGCAAAAUAGAUCAAGAGAUAAUAGUAAUAGAUUUGGUGCCAAUUCUCGUAAUAAUAGCACUUCUGAUUUUAGAAGAUCUGGUUCUAUGAGAAGUAUGGAUGGUAGGAAUAGUUCCAAAAGAAGAUCAAAGAGGGGUGGAGAUGAUAGAAGAUCCAAUAGAUCUUAUACUUCAAGAAGAGAUCGUGAAAGGGAAAACGAAGAAAAAACUGCUGAUGAAACUUCAGCUGUUGAGGUGGCUCCUCUAGUUCCUUCAGCUAAUAGAUGGGUUCCGAAAUCUAGAAUGAAGCAAACAGAAAAGAAUAUGGCUCCAGAUGGUGUUACUGAAUUAUUAACCACUGAAGAAGCAGAAAGAAAUACAAAAUCUUUGUUAAAUAAAUUAACUUUAGAAAAAUUUGACCCAAUUUCCGCCAAAUUAUUAGCUAUUGCAAAUCAAUCACAAUGGGAAGAAAAUGGUGAAACUUUACAAUUAGUCAUUGAACAAGUUUUCCGUAAAGCGUGUGAUGAACCUCAUUGGUCUUCCAUGUAUGCACAAUUAUGUGGUAAAAUCGUAAAAGAAUUGAAUACAGAGAUUAAAGAUACCUCUAAUGAAGGUAAAACUGGUCCAAAAUUAGUUUUACACUAUUUAGUUGUUAGAUGUCAUACUGAAUUUGAAAAAGGUUGGGCUGAUAAAUUACCUACAAAGGAAGAUGGUUCUCCAUUGGAACCUGAAAUGAUGUCCGAUGAAUAUUAUCAAAUUGCAGCCGCAAAGAGAAGAGGUUUAGGUUUGGUACGUUUUAUUGGUUUCUUAUAUUGUUUAAAUUUAUUAACAGGUAAAAUGAUGUUUGAAUGUUUCCGUAGAUUAAUGAAAGAUUUAAAUAAUAAUCCAUCUGAUGAAACUUUAGAAUCUGUGGUAGAAUUAUUGAAUACUGUAGGCUCUCAAUUUGAAUCUGAUAGAUUCACUGCUGGCCAAGUCUCCUUAGACGGAUCUGCUUUAUUCGAUAGUUUAUUUGCGUUAUUACAAAAUAUCAUUGAUGGAAAUAAAACUUCUUCAAGAAUUAGUUUCAAAUUAUUGGAUGUUAUAGAAUUAAGAGAUGUUAAACAUUGGAACAACGAUAAGAAAGAUGAAGGUCCAAAGACUAUUCAACAAAUUCAUGAAGAAGAAGAAAGAAGACGUCAAUUGAAAGCUUCUGCAUCUAGUUCAAGACAAAGUUCCAGGAGAGGUCAUAAUAAUAGCACUAGAAAUUCUUCUAGAAGAGAGCCUGUCAAAGUCUCUCAUGAUGAUUUCAUAACAACAAGAUCAGGCUCUUCUAGACGCUCUCAAAGACCACAACCAGUCCAAAAAGAAGAAUUAAGGCCUACUAUGUCUUCUUCAAAUAUGUUUAGUGCAUUAAUGGAUAAUAAUGACGAUGAAUAA
Henningerozyma blattae CBS 6284 is the source of this 2181-nucleotide messenger RNA. RefSeq lists its product as uncharacterized. Gene Ontology annotation, molecular function: protein binding; translation initiation factor activity; mRNA binding. NCBI's taxonomy places the organism in Eukaryota, Fungi, Ascomycota, Saccharomycetes, Saccharomycetales, Saccharomycetaceae. The record is from RefSeq and is a predicted model, not a curated record. Gene Ontology annotation, cellular component: eukaryotic translation initiation factor 4F complex. The transcript has a single exon. The coding region runs from base 1 to 2181 and encodes 726 amino acids.